Molecule: messenger RNA, 1383 nt
Organism: Gongylonema pulchrum
Lineage: Eukaryota; Metazoa; Nematoda; Chromadorea; Rhabditida; Gongylonematidae
Source: the annotation of a GenBank genome assembly
AUGCCAGCGGUACGUGAAAUUGUGAUGAAGCUAGCGAGUGUUUCGGUUGCGCAAGUUUUUAUUGAUAUUAUUCCAGGAUAUGCAAUAAGAGCACGUUCCGAAGAAGAGCUGUCGCAGAAACUCAAAAAAGAAACGAAGAAACUGUUUGAUUACGAGCAAGCACUUCUACGCUAUUAUCUAAAAUAUCUGAAACACCUGGAAAAAUAUGCCGGAAAGCUUCUUCUGAAGACAUCCAGAGAAUGGGGAGAUAAGGAAAUGCCGUUUGUUUGCCUGAAGUGCCUUGGGAAACUUCUUGUCUCCGUUCCUCAUUUCAACUAUAUCUCAGAAAUAAUCCGUCUUGUUGUUCGAAUUGCCACAUCCGGUUAUAAACAAGCAACGGACAUCUGCUGCGAUUCACUGAACGAAUUGUUUCGUAACGAUCUCAGUUUUCAAGUUUCGUCAAUAGCCGUGAAAUGUAUUGCAACUAUUGUCAAUCAGAAGAAGGGCAAUGUUCCACCCGCGCUGAUCGCCACGUUCCUGAAGUUGAACAUCAGGUCUGAGAAUAAAAAUGAGCAAAAGGAGAAGCUGAUGAGUCGAAAAAGGAAACUGAACAAGGAGAAGAAAAUGAAGAGCAAACAAAAGUUUGCCAAACAGAUGAAGAAACUGGAAAGCGAUUUAAAAGAAGCUGAGGCGGCCGAAUCGUUAUCCUCCAAGCUAUCAUUCGCAACAGAAACAAUGAAUCACGUUUUUGCCACAUAUUUCCGCGUAAUUAAACGACUUUCAACAAGCAGCUUAUUGGAGCCAGUGCUGGAAGGCCUGGCAAAAUUCGCCCAUUUGAUCAGUAUUGAAUUCUUUGACGAUAUGGUUUCUGCACUGGCAGCUCUCCAUUUGCAAUUAAUCGACUCGCUGCGAUGCAUUUUUACGGUAUUUGUGAUACUUUCCGGAGAGGGUGUUGCGCUGAACAUCGAUCCAUUUCGAUUCUACUGGUCAAUGUAUCGUUUGCUUCCGGCUAUAGUAUUUGAAAAACUACCAGAUAAACGUGCAAGGAGUUUAUCACUGGCACUGCAUACGUUGGAUUUGAUGAUUAAUUCUCGUCGCAAGCAAGUUCCGGUAGCUCGGGUAGCAGCAUUUGUCAAGCGGCUUUUGGCUCUAGCAUUUUUCUUUCCAACUGUUGAAACAUUGGCUGUACUGCUGUGUGUACGAUCCUUUUUCAUUGCUUAUCCAAAGUUGCAUUGUAUGGUUGAAGACACGGAUGGCACUUCGUUUUCGGGAUCAUUUAAUUCCACUACCGAUGAUCCGGAUUGUUGUGGCGCUCUUUCUUCAUCGGUCAUCGUCGAAACUGAUAUGCUUUCAAAGGUUAUCCUCACUUUCUGGAUUCUCUAUUAUUUUUUAUCAAUUUUAUAA